Molecule: messenger RNA, 1053 nt
Organism: Capsaspora owczarzaki ATCC 30864
Lineage: Eukaryota; Filasterea; Ministeriida; Capsasporidae
Exons: 1
Coding region: 1-1053 (350 amino acids)
Biological process (GO): DNA transposition; DNA integration
Molecular function (GO): DNA binding
Source: RefSeq, a predicted model, not a curated record
AUGCGUACUCCAACGGGGACGGGGACACCCAAGCAGAUCGAGCGACGGGAGCGGCGCCAAGCUGUGCUGGAUCUUCUCCGUCAAGGCGCGACUCAUCCUGAAAUCGCGGCUCAAUCUGGCCUGUCUCUGCGUAGUAUUCGGCGCAUUAUACAACAAUGUCCUACUGGUGUCGCGCGGGAGGAUGCGCCGCGCUCUGGUCGCCCGAAAUUGCUCGAUGACCGCGACCGCCGACGCCUCGCGCGCCUCGUCUCGAGCACCCCAGGCAUCACUAGUGGAGCUGCAGCCGCCGCACUAACGCUGAAAGAUGGUCGACACCCAAGCUCUUCCACGGUGCAAAACGAGCUGCAUGCGAUGAAGUACGUCAAUGCUCUACGCGUUACAAAGCUCAAGCUCACUCGGAAGGAUCGUCAAAAACGCCUCAAAUUUUGUCGCGACCAUGCGAGCUGGACUGUCGCGCAGUGGCGCACCGUAAUCUUCUCGGACGAAGCCUUCAUCAAGAUCCAUUCAUCUUCUCACCGUGGACGAGUUUGGCGGAAGCGAGGAGAGCGGCUUGCGCCGGGCAUGGUCAAAGAAACAUUGCAGCAGGGAGGAAGCCGAAUUCACAUUUGGAGCGCUGUCUCUCGACGCGGUUGUUUCCCCCUCAUUCCUAUCGAGGGCAACCUCGGCGCUCACCAGUACGCGAAGUUGCUAGACACUCACUUUUGGAAAGGCCUGGACAAAUUGGGAAUUGGAAGCAACUUCAUCUACCAGCAGGACAACGCUCCAGCGCGCACCAGCAAAGUUGUCGAAGAGUGGCUGGAGCUUCAUCAAGUCAACGUUCUGCCCUGGCCGCCCUACAGCCCCGACCUAAACCCCAUAGAAAACAUGUGGUCGUUCAUACAGCGUGGGGUGCUGGCGCAAUAUCAUCCAUCCAACCAAGCGGAGCUGUGGCGGGACAUGCAGAAGUGGUCGGAGGAACAUGUCACUCCCGCGUACUGUCGCAAGCUCAUCGAUUCAAUGCCGACCCGGAUUCAGGCUUGCAUCAAAGCCAAGGGUGGUCACAUCGAUUAUUGA